Molecule: messenger RNA, 3979 nt
Organism: Nerophis ophidion (straightnose pipefish)
Lineage: Eukaryota; Metazoa; Chordata; Actinopteri; Syngnathiformes; Syngnathidae
Exons: 13
Coding region: 24-3722 (1232 amino acids)
Source: RefSeq, a predicted model, not a curated record
AUUGCUUCCUUGGACAACACAAGAUGGAUUUUCGCCCACUGUUUGUGUUUCAUGGCUUCGCCACUGAGCUAACCCUGGAGCGUACGGCGGAGGCAGCCAAGGUGGCGAAGGCAGCCAAGGUGGCGAAGGAAGCUAAGUCCUUGGUGGCCUGCGCGGUGCAGAAAGGCGAGGAGGUGAAAGAGGAAGCCCGGGCACGCAUCCGCCAGUCUGGAGGAGACCCCGGAUGCCCCAAGCUGGUGCUCAGUGAGAGCAAGCUCCAGUUCGGGCAGUACCGGGGUCAAACCUUCAAGUGGCUGCUGGGGAAUGACGUGGGGUACGCCUGUAGCAUCGUGGUGUUGCACCAAAAGGAGCGUGCCAGCGGAGACACUUCCCGGUCACCUCUCGCGGUCAACAAAACCGCACUGGCGUCUUACGCACAGCUCUUUCCAGACAUGGUCGCCGCCCUUCGCUCUCAGGCCGUGCGCAUGGGGGAGAUGCCCUUCAGGGAGCUGGAUGGCAGAGCAGUGGGUUUUGGGGCUCAUGCCAAAAGGACAUACUCCGCACUGUAUGAAUCCCCCAACGGCGACGAUCAAUCCUACUUGCAAUGGCUACGAGGCAAGCAAACCAAACCGGGUUCCACCAUGCAUGCCUUCCAGCGUUACGUGUUGAAGCGUGACAAGGAUGCACAAACGCAGACCGCCGCGGCCGGACGUGACGCCCCAGGUAAAUGCCCUCCCCAGGUUUGUAUGACUUUGUUUACAGGUGCAGGUGAAGAGGAGCCCACCGAUGCAAUGCUCGUUGAAGCGGCCAUGGAGGUGGAAUCUCAGCCUUCUACUACCUCGCAGACGAUGAGGACGCCGCUGGAAGCAGGCCCUUCCCGCCUUACCGCUCCUAUCGCCGGACAUGAUGCUGCGUCGCCCCUGACUUCAGGUGCCGAGUUGCUGCCCAAGUCCUGGCGACAGACGCUGCCGGAAGAACAGCACAACUGGGUGGGCCGCGCGCUUUUUUUCCGAGGUCCCAAGGGGAAAGCGGUUCUCAAGUCUGGGCUGAAACUAUGGUGGCAACCUCCUAAGAAAUUGCCGUAUUACACGCAGCCCCCUGCCUCGUCCGCCGUCUUUUUCCACUCGCGCUUUUUCCUGUGGUGCCCGUACAAGCUUUGGGGCUGCAAACUGGAGUGCCCAAAAUGCAAGCACAAGCUGACGGGUUGUGGACUGUACAAGACCCUGAGAAAGGUCUUGGACUUAAGUGACUGGUACUACAUGGCCACAGAGUAUCUGGAGUGCCACGCGUGCCACAGGAAGUAUGCCGCUUGGGCCAGCAACAUCAUCGGGCAGCUGAGCACGGCAAAACAGGCAGAGUUCCCGGCGAUCCUCACCUACAGGUUAUCUUGUGACAAGAAGGUCAUACGGCAAAUGCAGGCUCGCACGCUGGGUAACAGUGCCACUCGGCUUCGCUCCUACUUGGUAGAGGAGCACUCACGAGAGUGGCAGACUCGGGCACUCGGCUACCUGGAGGUGAUGGCUCGCUUUCGCUCCGUCAGCUCCUUCCCGCAGCCGAGGGCCUGUAUCCCGCCCAUGCGCCCGCUGCCUAGCGUUUCCUGGCUGCUGUCGGUGUACGUGAGGGAGGUUCUUCCUCGCAUGGAGCACACGAAGGCCAGGAUUACGUCUACUUUCGGAAGUAUCCUGAAAAUGGACUCCACCAAGAAGAUGACCAAGAAGCUGGCAGGUGAAGCCGCGGGAACGGCUGCCUGGGUCACCAACGUCGGCAACGAGCUGGGCCAGGUGCUAAUGUCGGUGCUGACGGUGGCAGAGGGGGACGGUCUGCUGGCCAUGGCCCAGGGACUCAUGCGCCGCUACCGAGAGGCCGGGCGAGACCCUCCUCACGUGCUCUACGUGGACCGUGACUGUUGCUGCUCCGCCGGCGGACAGCCUAAGGUGGCGGCUACGUUCGGCGAGUGGGACAGGCUGGUGGUGCGCCUGGACGUGUGGCACCUCAUGCGCCGCUUUGCCAGGGGCGUUUCCACAGAGGCCCACACGCUUUAUGGUGAAUUCAUGAACAGACUCUCGUUUGCCAUGUUUGAGUGGGACGAAGGGGACAUGAGCCGUCUGCGCGAGGCUAAGCGGGCGGAGCGUGGCGGGAACGGCCACGUCGAGCCGUCGCGCAAGGAGCUGUACCGUCACUGCCGCCGGCGCACCAGAGGAGUGGAGGAGACCACGCGUCUUGUCCAGGAGGUGAUGGAUCACCUGUGGGAUGCCAAAGACACCUUGGGCGUCAAGCUGUUUGACCAAGGCAGGAUGAAGGAGAUUUGGAGCACUCAGCGACGCCACUUGGGCUGCAUCCAGGACCCGCCUGGCGUGGCGCUUUACACAAGAACUUCCACAGUGACCAGAGGAGGGGUGGCUCUUCCCGUCUUCCGCUGUGCAAGGGGCUCCACUUCUCUGGAAAGCUUCCACCUGCACUUGUCCUGUUUCAUUCCAGGUACGUCGGCCAACGCGCUCCAUUUCCAGGUUUACCUUCUGGAGGGUCUGUGUAGGUGGAACGAGGGCCGAGGAAGAGCGGCGGUGAAAGGGACCGAUGAUGUCACGGUGCAGUGUUACGACGCCGGCCUGCAAGACGCACUCGCGCAGCUGACACAAGAGCUCAUGGGUCUCACGCUGGUUGACAAUUACACCCCGGCGAGCAAGUACACAGGAGAGCUUAUUGGCAUCCAGUAUCUGUAUGCCCAGACUGGCGUCGUGCUGCAGUCCCACGUUGUGGAUGAUCCGGACAAGCCUGACUCAGAUGACAUGGAGGACGAAGACCAACUCGAGGAUGAUGAGGGUUACGAUGACGAGCCAGUGGGAAUCGAGCAGUAUACGGGUGACCGCCACUCCUCCGUGACUCUGCCCCCCGACGAUGAGCCAGCAGAAGAGAAGGAAGAAGAAGAAGAUGUGUUAGGUCCAGACGGGAACGGCGGAUACCAGCAUGUCUGUCGCUUGGCCACCGCCCUUGUUGCGCUGCGGCGCCAAAUGUUUGUGCCGCCUCGGCAGGAGAGGCAUAUAAUAGAACUUUGGCAAAAGCUGACAGACGGAGAUAAAGCGCCUCCCAGCCUUCCCCCCCGCCACGCUCCCAAGCUGAACAAGGGACGCUUCAGGGUCUCCAGGCAACACCACUUGGAAGGGGUGGCCAGUGUAAAACGUUUGUGCAUCGGGCGGGGCACCGAGGUUGCGCACUCCCCGGACACAAGCAGGUUGAUGGAGGCAGUCUUCAUUCAGCUGUCGAGCCACCACAGCCAAGAGCACCGCAUUUCAGGGUUCCGGCAGAGCCGAUGGUCACUGAUCAUGCGGGACUACACGCGCAUUCGCGAGAACCUGUCCGGCAACCGGGCCAUCAAAGCUGCUGGCUGCAGCAUUCGCCUCAUGGAGGUCAACCACCGCACGCUCACUCAAUGGUUCAACAAGCGGUGUAAGGACAUGGCCACUGCUGAUGUUGUUGCGACGGUGCCAGCACAAAGUGCAGCAGCGACGACGACACGGUCCCUUCCUGCAGCCAGGGAACUGAUGGUAGACGUCGCACAACCCCAUGACGCGCACGACUUUCAGCACCCUAGGUGGUAUUAUGGAUGCCCCUCCCAAGCGAACAGAGACAUUCAAGUGCAAACUCUGUGGGCAACCAAAGAAGAAAGAAUAUGGCCACAGUCGCUACAGAAACGAGACCUUUUGCGCACGUUCACAGGGGCGUUCGGUGGAGGAGUGGUUGGCUGAGAAAAGGAGCCAGGACACCCAAAGACAGAGGCAGGCCCAGCACACAAGAGCAACCCAGCCACCUGCUGUUACUGUGCCCAACCCACAGACCCCUGUGCCCAACCCACAGACCCCUGUGGUGCCCAACCCACAGACCCCUGUGGUGCCCAACCCAUACGCCCAUUCUAUGUUGUUGCUGCGGAAGAUUUUACCAAAACCACCUCUGUAACCUUAUGACUUAGCUCUUUGUUUUUUGCAUUGUCCCUUUAAAAAAUACU